Molecule: messenger RNA, 7487 nt
Organism: Dromiciops gliroides (monito del monte)
Lineage: Eukaryota; Metazoa; Chordata; Mammalia; Microbiotheria; Microbiotheriidae
Product: zinc finger protein 2 homolog
Exons: 6
Coding region: 1375-3801 (808 amino acids)
Biological process (GO): negative regulation of transcription by RNA polymerase II
Molecular function (GO): DNA-binding transcription repressor activity, RNA polymerase II-specific
Source: RefSeq, a predicted model, not a curated record
CGCAGGGUCUUGGUCUUGGAAACCGGAAGAGGUCUCUGAGCAAGCGAGUUGCUACUUGUGCAUGCGGUGCUGCCUACCGUCCAGUCCGGCGUGCUCGGGUCCAGGAGGCCGGAGGUUGUCCCUGGGACUAGGGAGUCCCUGCUGUCACCACCCCGAGGGUAGACUGGUGGAAUGGGGCCAGGGCGAUGUGACAGGUGGAGCGAGGGGAGGGGCAGAUGAGGAACUUGCCACUCAAAGGAGGUAAAGUAUCUUGUCCAAGGUCGAGUAACUGAUGAAUGUCCGCAGCAUCAUUCACAUCCACUGCUCUGCUGCUAUAAGGCCAACACUGCCUCCACCAGAAGAGAGAAGAUGAAGGGGAAAGGACUGAAGAUUUUUUUCUUCUGCUGGACUUUGUAAUCUGCUUUGGGAGAAAUGGCUUGGGGCGAUAGGGUUUGUUGGCUGAGGGCUGGAAGUGACUGGCAAAGGUGACUAGGCCAUUCCUGGUGUUUUUAAUUACUGGCCUGGGGAUUCAAACAUGAAACUUGGGCCUUUUAAAAAUAUUUUAAUUUUGAUGUCUAGCCAGGCUGCUAUCUCACCAAUAUGGAUAGCUUCUCAGUGCGCUCAGAUAUAUACCAUUUUUAAUAUGCAGAACAAAUAGAUAUUUUGCUUAUUUCACACAUGAAAAUAUAACACUCACUUUUUUUUGUGUGUGUGCGGCAAUUGGGGUUAAGUGACUUGUCCAGGGUCACACAGCUAGUAAGUGUUAAGUGUCUGAGGCUGGAUUUGAACUCAGGUCCUCCUGACUCCAGGGCCAGUGCUCUAUCCACUGUGCCAUCUAGCUGCCCCUCACUUUGUUUUUAAUACUAAUAUUAGACACUACAGUUUUUAAUGGAAGCUUUAAAAAAAGUUUUAGCUCACUAUUCAAUGAAUUUGGGCAAUAACUUCUGGUUCUUUGAUUCAGGGCCCUGUUCUCCGCCUGCAGCUUUUCAUGUGUGCUUGUCUUUGGGCCCAUAUGUAGUUUUCCUGCUCUACAGUGAGAGGAUGGGGACUAAGGGUCUUUAUGUUCUUGGUGCCUGCAUUUGUUUUUUUAAUAUAUAUAUCACCAUAUGUAUCUGAGCCAUUUCUAAGGGCUCUUUUUACAGUUUACUCAAGAAGACAUCUCCCUAAUGCUCAGUCGUGGGCCAUUUGUAUAUUCAAGAAAUUGCCACAGUUUUUCCAAGGUCCAUGGCUCAAGCUAUGUGAUUGAGGCUGCUGGGCCCAUUUUCCUAAUUCUAAUCUUUUUUUUUUUCCCCACAAUUUCCCUUAGUUGUGUAUAAGUGCCCAUUUGGGGUCUGAAAAAGUUCAUUCCCUGGUGGGAUAGUUUUGAGCAUCUCAGUGAAGGUCUCAGCUGGAGAAAUGAUGCCUCUGAAGGAAGUGAUGGUUGUGUAUCCAGACCCUCAAAUUCUCACUACACAUGAUCAGGAUAGCAUCCUGGGAAUGGAUGUCUCUUGGGUUCAGGAAACCAUCGGAGGAGAAUGGGAGUCUGACCUUGAGGCUUCUCGACAGCGCUUCAGGUGUUUUCGAUACCCAGAAGGGGCUGAUCCUCUUGAGGCCCUGAGCCAACUUCGAGCACUUUGUCUUCGAUGGCUGAGGCCAGAAAUUCAUACAAAGGAGCAAAUUCUGGAGCUGCUGGUACUGGAACAAUUUCUGGCCAUCCUGCCUGGGGAAAUCAGAACUUUGGUGAAAUCACAAAAUCCAAAGAAGACUGAGGAGGUGGUGGCCUUGGUAGAGGAUUUGGCCCAAAUGCUAGAGGAAGGAGCUCUGCCUUCUGAAGACUCUGCACUUGCCCAAGAGGGGGACACUGAGGAGGGACAUGGCUCUAUAUUCUUGACCAGCAGGGCUCAGGAAGCACUGACAUUUCAGGAUGUGGCUGUGGACUUUACCUGGGAAGAAUGGGGGCAACUGGACCCAGCUCAGCAGAAUCUCUACAGGGAUGUGAUGUUGGAAAACUAUCAGAACCUGAUCUCUCUGGGGUUUCCAGUUUCCAAACCAGACCUGAUCUCCCAACUGGAGCAAGGGGAAGCACCGUGGGCUCUAAAGAGAGAAGCUGCCCAAAGUUCCUGUCCAGAUUGGGGAACUAGACAUGAGACCAAGGAAUCAAAUUCAAAGCAAGAUAUAUCUAGUGAAAAAUCGUUGCAGGAAAGACUAACAAGGGAUGGUCCUGAGGAGUUGGUAAAAGAUUGGGAGUGUGGUGGCAAAUUUGAGACAAAGCAGCAGGGGAACCUGGAGAGAGAUUCAAGGCAAGCACCAAUCACCCCCAAGAAAACCCCUAAUACAGUGAAAGACUAUGAGUAUGAUACAUUGCAGAGAAAUUACGGUCUGGGGUCUAUCUUUGUGACACAACAGACUGUGACUACAGGAAAGAUUUUUCAUCAACAUAGCACACGUGAAAAGACCCUCAAAAAGUUGUCCGACCUAAUUAAACGUAAUAGAAUUGCCUCAGGGAAGGAAUCUUAUAAAUAUACUGAAUGCAAUAAAGCCUUUAGUUGCCAAUCUGAUAUUAUUCAGUAUCCUAAAGUACCCACUGAAGAGAAAUCUUACAUGUAUAAUGAAUGUGGGGAAGACUUCAGUCAAAGUGAAUACCUGACUCAUCAACAGAAAAGUCAUAUUGGAGAGAAGAUCUAUAAUCAUGAUGAAUGUAGGAACAUCUUCAGCCAAAUGGCAUACCUUACUAACCAGAAGACAGUUGAUCCUGGAGAGAAACCCUAUAAAUACAGUGACUGUGGGAAAACCUUCUUUGAUGGGUCAUCUCUUACUAAACCUCAGAGGAUUCAUACAGGAGAGAAAUCAUAUAAAUGUGAUGAAUGCAUGAAAGCUUUCAAUAAGAAGUCAUCUCUUAUUCAACAUCAGAGAAUUCAUGCUAGGAAAAAACCCUAUAUAUGUAAUUCAUGUGGAAAAGCAUUUCACCAGAGCACAAAUCUCAUUCACCAUCAGAGAAUUCAUACAGGAGACAGACCCUAUAAACAGGAUGAAUGUGGGCAAGCCUUCGGUCAAAAUUCAUCUGUCUCUGAACAUGAAAGAAAUACAGAAGAGAGAGAUUACAAUUAUAAUGAACAUGGUAAAUCCUUCAGCCAGAGAGGGCAUCUUAGUAAACAGAGAAUCAAUACUGGAAAAAGCCCAUACAAAUGUAAUUUAUGUGGAAAAGCCUUUAGCACCAGUUCAUCCUUUAUCCAGCAUCAGGUCUCCCAUGGUGGAACCAAUCCUAAAUGUAAUAUGGGUGGAAAUGCUUUUGGACUUAGCACUAGCCUUAUUAAGCGUCAGAAAUGUGUCAUAGGAGAGAAGCCUUACCGUUGUGAUGAAUGUGGGAAAACAUUUAGCCAAGGUAGGUGCCUUAUUCAACAUCAGAGAAUUCAUACUGGAGAAAAACCUUAUAUAUGUAAUAUAUGUGAGAGGGCCUUUACCCAAAGGGGAAACCUUAUUAAACAUAGGCGAAUUCACACUGGAGAGAAGCCCUAUAAAUGUAAUGAAUGUGGACAAGCCUUCAGCCAGAGUUCAUCCCUUACUGAACAUCAAAGAAUUCAUACUGGUGAGAAACCCUAUCGUUGUAAUGUGUGUGGAAGAGCUUUUGGUCAGGGUAGGAGCCUUACUCAGCACCAGAGAAUUCAUACUGGAGAGAAACCCUAUAAAUGUACUAAGUGUGGUAGAGCCUUUAGUCAGGGUAGAAACCUUACAAGGCAUUGGAGAAUUCAUACCGGAGAGAAACCCUUUAAGUGUAAUGAAUGUGGGAAAGCCUUCAAUCAGAGGGAGCAUCUUACUAAACAUCGUAAAUUUCAUACUGGAUAAAGAAAGCUCUUACAAAUGUAGUACAAAAGUUUUUAGCCCAAGUUUAAACUUGGUAAAACACCCACACAUCAAUACUAGAGAAUCAUUACUAUAAAUGUAUUGAAUAUGCCUUUAGCCAGAAUUCAUAUCAUACAUCACAUAAUUCAUCCUGGAAAAUGAAAUUUUGUUUUUAAUGAAUGUCAAAAAAACACACCUUUAGUCAAUCUUUAAGUUUUGUUCAGCAUCAGAAAAUACAUGUUAAAGAGAAACUACAUAUGUAAUUAAUGUGGAAAAGGUUUCAGUAUCAGGCUAUCUUUUAUUCCAAGUCAGCAUUCAUAAUGGUGAAAAGCAUAAAUGAAAUUAAUGUAAAGCCAGAUGUGCUUUAGUCCAUAACAGACUUCAAAAUAGAGUUAUUCUGCAUAUACAGACAGUUCUUGAUUUACAUAAGUGGACUGUCCCACAGACCUCUAUGUAAAGUGAUUUUUACAUAAUAUAAAUUACCUGCCCACUUCACUUAGCCUUUAUAACAAUGGCAUACACAAAAUAAUACCUUUAAGCAAGUCAUGAAAUGUACUGAAAUGCAGACAUAUUAAUACUGGAUCAUGAAAAUAAACAGUAUGCACAGUACUACAUAGUAAAGUUAACAUAGGUGUGCAGUAUGUUGCCCCUUCCCCACCCAUUGCACCUAGCCUUUAUCACUGGUGAUUGGCUAUGCAACAUUUUUAUGAAGCUGUUGAAAGAAAAUUUUCAUUAGGGCUUCACUCUAAUAACAUAGGCAGGCUCAGGAAAAAUGUGGUUAAAAGGAGUUUAUUAUUACAUACAAAGCACAUGUGGUUGCUACACUUUGCUUAUCAUGUAUACAUCUCCCAUGAAGGGCUACCAUAUUUACCUGUAUCUCCCCUUUCCUCAUGAGAGGGCUGUCACAUAUACCUGUUAAAGGGUAUGGGAAAUAUAAUUGAGUAAAACUAUUGGAUAGGACAAGGAUGUCUGUAUUCUGCAUCUGACUGUUAUCCAUAAGUAUGACUUCCGUGAUAUGGGGUUCUCAAAUUCUUCUCUAAUCAGAAAUUCCUAUCCUCAGCUUUAUUGGACAGUAAUUCUCUUCUUUUUUACUCGUAAAUCUGAAUGCAGAUUCCUUUCAGAAUUCUUUAUGUAAAGUCAAAUCUGCAGAAUGCGAAUUUAUGUAAAGCAAGAAUGGUCUGUUAUGAUAUACUUCAGACAGAUUCAUCAUUCAGUGUGCGAUGAGUUAAACUUGUCACUUAGCUUUAUACAGGGCUGAGGUAUGCUAGUGAGAGAUGUGAAAUGAUAGUUACUAAACUCGUUUUCUUUGAAAACAACACCAAUAGGGGCAGCUAGGUGGUACAGUGGAUAAAGCACCAGCCCUGGAUUCAGGAGGACCUGAGUUCAAAUCUGGCCUCAGACACUUGACACUUACUAGCUGUAUGACCCUGGGCAAGUCACUUAACUCCAAUUGCCUCACCAAAAAACCCCCCAAAAAACAAAAAAACACAAAUAAAGGGAGUUUUUGUAUUAAAGUUAAAACAUUACUAUUUAAAUAAUUUUAUUUGCCAUUUCACCAUUGAGGAAUAAAAGAAAUAGAUGAACCCCAGAAAAGUUUCUCAAAAGGCAAAUAUAUGUGCAGCUCUCAGAAUAAAACACUCUUAGGCACAUGUUUUGUGUACAUGAGCUAGUUCUCCUGAGCCCAAACCUGUGAGCAUCCUCAAGUUUUGAGUAUUUAAUCACAGAUACGGUUUGGAGUAGCAGGUGAGCUCAAGAAAUAGGAAAUAAGAGUUUAACUGAGGGAGGGCUGUGGAUCUUGGGAAUAAAAGGGAUAACUCUCACUUCCUUUGAAAGUUGGAUGAGGAAUUAUGGAACUGUUAAAGUAAACACCUACCUUGGCUAAGUUCUGUGAGAGAUAAAAAUUUAUCUAUGACAUUCCUUGUUCCCUUCGAAUUUAUAGUUUAACAUGGUGAUGUGGCACAUAUUACUCUAUUGCAAAAUAAUAUAUAUAAGUAGAAGAGCUAUCUGUUCUUUUGCCACAGUCAGUUACCAUUCCAUCCAUUUUCUUCUCUGAUCCAUAUCAUCUACCUGCCCCAUAGUCUUCCUCUUUCCCCAGCCAGCACUUGCACUCCUAUCUAGAGAGGAUAGCAAUAUAUGCCUUCAUGUCCACUUGAUUACCCCGGACUCCCAGUUCAUUGCUAUUUAAACUCGCAUGACUUCUGUCUUCAUUCUAUCUUAGCCGGGUACAAGGAUGUCUACUCUGUGUUUGACUGUCAUCCGUAACUGUGACUCCAUCAUCUGAGCUCUCAAAUUCACCUUUAAGCAAAAAUUGCUAUCUGUGGUCUUUUACUUUGCCCCAUUCUUCCUAGACAUGUUCCUCAGCGGUAUUGUCAGCCUUCCAUCCCUUCUCUUGUCUUGAGUUUUUAUUGGCUUAAAAAAAUCAUUCAGAACAUCUUUCCCCUUAACACCUGAUCUUUCUGCAUUCACUCCCUGCCCUCACAGUCUUCACCCAUUCAUGACCAAGUCAGCUCUAUACUAUGAGCUCCCCUUGAAUCCCUUGUCAUCCCUCAAUCGUUCCCUAUGACCAGCCCAUCUCUUCAUGUAACACCAUUCCUUGAGGUCAUCUUCUGGAGUUUUUUGUUGGUUAUAUGCUGCAGCCUGAUCAUCUUAACCCUGCACUCUCUGUUGACCUCUGUGUGAAAUUCAGAUUUAGCUCUUCAGAGACGGUGAUGUUCCAUUAAGUGUGAAAUAGUAAAACUACAGUCCAUUGUGGAAAGUCAUUUUCUACUAAUGCCUUCCUCAAGAAUGACUCUCAAAGAUUUUGGAUAGAUGGGAGAGUGGGCAGAGAGAUGAGUAGCCAAUGAUCCUUUAGUCACCUUUUUUUCCUUUUUUGUUGGUGUUAACAAAGUUUGAGAUUUUUUUCAUGCCUUUGGAAUAUUCCCCAGAUUUCAGCUGCCUCAUAUAUCAGUCCCUCAAUGCCUUCACAGUUGUAUUACCUCCAGCUCACAUCCCCUUUGAAUAAACUCGCUCAGAUCUGAUUACUUUUCCAUCUUUGUUCUCUUUACUGCAAUUUCUACCUCUUCUAUAAGCACCUUAGGGACUAUGGUGUUAGGGUAUGAGCAUGGUGAUUCCGAUAUCCUUGAUGGUGAAAACAAUUUAUCGACAUUUUUUUGCAGAUUUUUUCCCAUUUUUCUUAUUUGCCUUUGGGAUGUCUUUGUUUAGUUGGAUGUCUUGCCAACCUUUCUUUAAACUGGUUUUACCGUCUUUUUUUCCUCUGCUUUAUAAGCACAAUACUGCUCAUAAUUGUAAUUUUUGUAAGAUUUUACAGAUGAAUUUAUAUUCUAACUCAUUGUUUCUCAGUCCUUGGUAGCCACCUCUCCGUUUGGCAAGCAAUUUGGUUGUUUGCUGACUAAAGCAUUUUCUGGGCUCUUUGGUUUUUCCCAUUGCAGUUAAUUUACAUUGGUCAAACUUCUGGAUGAAAUUAUAAUUGAUGUUGAUGUAAUUUCUGUUGUCUUAUUUUUCAUUUCUAAAUUUUCAGUAACUUGUUUAUUUUAGGAUUAAGUCACUUUAAUUGUAUGUCAUAUCUCAUUAAGGUAGCUAGGUGGCUUGGUAAUAGAGUACUGGGCCAGGAGUCAGGAAGACCUGAGUUCAGAUGUGACUUUCAAUACUUACUAUGUGACCCUGGGGCAAGUCAUAUAACCUCUCUUUGC